Messenger RNA from Diplodia corticola, 1533 nucleotides. RefSeq names its product purine-cytosine permease. Gene Ontology annotation, biological process: transmembrane transport. Gene Ontology annotation, cellular component: plasma membrane; fungal-type vacuole membrane. NCBI's taxonomy places the organism in Eukaryota, Fungi, Ascomycota, Dothideomycetes, Botryosphaeriales, Botryosphaeriaceae. The transcript is spliced from 5 exons. Bases 1 to 1533 code for a protein of 510 amino acids. Gene Ontology annotation, molecular function: transmembrane transporter activity. The record is from RefSeq and is a predicted model, not a curated record.
AUGGACUACGUCGACGUUGAGAAGAAGGCCGCCGACGCCGAGGUGUCUUCCAACCCCUCCGGCCACGGCGGCGCCGUGCCUGGUGAGAGCUUCGAGUAUGGCAACAGCCUGUACGCCAAAGUCCAGAGGCUGGCUGGCCGCUUCAACAUCGAGCAGAGAGGCAUUGAGCGUGUGCCCGAAGACGAGCGCACCGAUCACUCGCUCCUGAACGUCGGCACCAUGUGGCUCUCCGCCAACAUGGUUGUCAGUUCCUUCGCCAUUGGUUUGCUGGCCCAAUCCAUAUUCGGCCUCGGUGUCGCCGAUGCUAUGCUCGUCUGCUUGUUCUUCAACAUCCUCGGCAUUAUUCCUGUGUGCUGGUUCUCGUCUUUCGGCCCCGUCUUUGGCCUCCGUCAGAUGGUGCUCUCCAGAUUCUGGUUCGGCUGGUGGGGCGUGAAACUCAUUGCCUGCUUCAAUGUCUGCGCUUGCAUAGGCUGGUCCGCCGUCAACUCCAUCGUCGGUGCCGAACUGAUCCAUGCCGUUAACGAAGACGUCCCUGGCUGGGCCGGCAUCAUCAUCAUUGCCUUUUGCACCUUCUUCGUGACCCUGUUUGGCUACAAGGUCGUCCACGCCUACGAAUUCUACAGCUGGAUCCCGACCUUCAUCAUCUUCCUCAUAGUUCUUGGCACCUUUGCUCACAGCGGCGCCUUCGUCAGCAUUCCCUGGGGCGUCGGGCAGUCGGAGAUGGCCGGUGUUCUGAGCUUUGGUGUGACCGUGUAUGGCUUUGCUACCGGUUGGGCAAGCUACGCCGCCGAUUACACCGUCUAUCAACCUUCAAACCAGAGCCGCCGCAAGGUCUUCAUCUCAACCGCUCUUGGUCUGAUUUUCCCGCUCCUGUUUACCGAGAUGCUGGGCAUUGCUAUCAUGUCUGCUACCGCCAUCAACGAUGGAGACAACAGGUACCAAGUUGGCUACACGAACUCGGGCACUGGCGGUCUGCUUGCCGCCGUGCUGUUCCCUCCCCUCGGCGGCUUUGGCAAGUUCUGCUUGGUUAUCCUCGCCCUGUCCAUCAUUGCGAACAACUGCCCCAAUAUUUAUUCAAUUGCUCUCACCAUGCAAGUCUUUGGUCGUUGGGCGCAGUCCGUCCCUCGUCCGAUCUGGACCCUGCUUGGAACAGGUGUCUACAUCGCAAUCGCUAUCCCUGGCUACUCGCAUUUCGAGACUGUUCUUGAAAACUUCAUGAACUUCAUCGGCUACUGGCUUGCUAUCUAUGAGGGCAUCGCUGUGACCGACCACUUCCUCUUCAGGCGCGGCAUUGCCGGCUACGUCCCGGAGCAUUACGAUCAGCCGUCCAAGCUGCCCCCGAGCAUCGCCGCCGUCCUCGCAUUCGGCUUCGGCGUCGCCGGCAUGAUCACCGGCAUGUCGCAGACCUGGUACGUCGGCAAGAUUGCUUUGCACGCCUCCGGUGGGGACGUUGGCUUCGAGCUCGGCUUCGCCUUCGCCGCCGUAAGCUACGCGGUUCUGAGGACCGUCGAGCUGAAGGUCUUUGGAAGAUAG